AUGACUAGAGCAUCUGAUGCGAGUAAAGCCGAGGGCAUAAGCUUUGCUAGGGACGUUCAACAUGCGGAAGAUGGAGAUAUUUUAUCUGCCUUUGAGAGGACUAGGUCCACAGGAAGCAUCAUGAUAUCUCCCGAGAUAUUUGAGAAGCUUUACUUGAAUCCGAAGACCCCAGUUGCUGGGAACUUGCGGAGUAUGAUUGGCAAUCCAACCCCUAUAGCUAUCACGGGCUUCGUCAUGGCCUUGACCCCUCUAUGCUUUUCCCUGAUGGGUUGGAGAGGAGCUGGCAAUAAUGGCAUUGCUCAUAUUGGGGGGUACAUCUUUUUUGGAGGCAUUCUCUUGCUUGCUGGUGGAUUACUGGAGUGUAUAAUCGGUAACACCUUUUCAUCCGUGGUAUUCAUGUCCUUUGGAUGCUUCUACCUCACGCUCGCCGCGACUCUACAGCCCUUUUAUAAUGCAUAUGGAGCCUAUUCAUCGACGCCUAGUGAUCCCACUACUGGGCUCGCGACGGAGGGCUUCAAUGCCAGCUUUGUGGUCAUAGGCGUUAGCCUCAUUAACGCCAACUACUGGUACUUGGCUAUGAAAGAGACAGCACUUGCCGAGAAGCUCCAAGUAGGUGGAGGGGCUGUGCUAUUUGCAGCAUGCCUCGGCGGGUGGUAUUUACUCUUUUCCUUGUUGCUUGAAUCCGUGGACUUUCCUCUGCGGCUCCCUGUAGGUGAUCUCUCUAGCCAUGUCCGAGGAUUAUCACAAGUCAAGAAGACGUCGGAUUGA
Messenger RNA from Penicillium griseofulvum, 768 nucleotides. Its product is annotated as GPR1/FUN34/yaaH protein. The coding region runs from base 1 to 768 and encodes 255 amino acids. The transcript has 6 exons. Gene Ontology annotation, molecular function: acetate transmembrane transporter activity. NCBI's taxonomy places the organism in Eukaryota, Fungi, Ascomycota, Eurotiomycetes, Eurotiales, Aspergillaceae. The record is from RefSeq and is a predicted model, not a curated record. Gene Ontology annotation, cellular component: plasma membrane.